Molecule: messenger RNA, 3243 nt
Organism: Rhinichthys klamathensis goyatoka
Lineage: Eukaryota; Metazoa; Chordata; Actinopteri; Cypriniformes; Leuciscidae
Gene: dpysl4
Product: dihydropyrimidinase like 4
Exons: 14
Coding region: 253-2301 (682 amino acids)
Cellular component (GO): cytosol; cytoplasm
Molecular function (GO): hydrolase activity, acting on carbon-nitrogen (but not peptide) bonds, in cyclic amides
Source: RefSeq, a predicted model, not a curated record
CUUAUUAUUGAUUCUCUCUGAUUGGACUGUUUGUAAAACAAUCGAUUUACCUUAAUCUCAAGGGAGCGCUCAUGUCUUUCCCAAUCCAGUGAGUGGAGGAUUUCAGCACCACGCCUCUCUGGACAGCUCCUAUAACAGCACCUGCACGCAUGACUGUCGCUCUCACACACUCUGACACUCAUGGAAUAAGUGUGUCCAUGGAAUACUAGUCCAAAGAUUCUUCAAACAAGCUUCCCAUUUCUUCUGUGAGCCAUGACUGAGAGAAGACUCCUUCCACCGGAUGAUGACCAGGGUUCCCUGUUGUCCAGACUGGGCACCGACAGCCCUAAACCCCGAGUGAAGUUCGGGGGGAUGUUCUGUAACAUCGAAGGAGCUUAUGAGAAUAAAACCCUGAAUUUUGAGUCGUACAGCCCCAGUUCUGCCAGGAGAACCCCCCGGGGACGAGUGGACGAUCAGAGGGACAAUUUCAGCGACACGUCGAGCAUGAGUGAUUUCACCAGCGUGAGUCAAACAACCCCUCCGAACCGAACACAGUCCAGCCCGUCCUGCAGUUCACAGGGUCAGACCCUCGUUUACCCCACCGGACCCAGUCGCGUGCAUAACGGGCGGCGAGAGGGUGACAAACUCAUCAUUAAAGGUGGAAAAAUCGUAAAUGAUGACCAGUCAUUUUAUGCCGACAUUUACAUUGAAGAUGGAACCAUUAAGCAGAUUGGCGAGAACCUCAUCGUACCUGCUGGUGUGAAGACAGUGGAUGCCUAUGGGCACAUUGUGAUCCCAGGAGGCAUCGAUGUGAACACAUGUCUACAGGCCCCUCACCUGGGCAUGACCCCGGCAGACGACUUCUAUCAUGGCACCAGUGCUGCUCUGGCAGGAGGAACCACCAUGAUCAUUGACCAUGUUGUGCCUGAACCGGGUUCUAGUUUACUGGCAGCAUAUGACCAGUGGAGGGAUACGGCAGACAAGAGGUCGUGCUGUGAUUACUCCCUGCACAUCGACAUCACUCGCUGGCAUGAUGGGCUGUUUGAGGAGCUGGAGUCUCUGGUCAAAGAUAAAGGGGUCAACUCAUUUCUCAUCUUCAUGGCUUAUAAGGACAGGUACCAGAGCUCUGAUACACAGAUCUAUGAGAUGUUUAGUGCCAUGAGAGAACUGGGAGCCAUUGCACAGGUUCAUGCUGAAAACGGUGACAUCAUUGAUGAGGAACAGAAGAAGCUUUUGGAUCUGGGAAUCACUGGUCCAGAGGGACACGUACUGAGCCACCCAGAGGAGGUGGAGACUGAGGCUGUGUAUCGAGCCAUCACCAUUGCUAAACAGGCCAACUGCCCUCUCUACAUCACCAAGGUGAUGAGCAAACCUGCUGCUGAUGUCAUCGCCAAGGCCAGGAAAAAGGGCAUGGUCAUCUAUGGGGAACCAGUAGCAGCCAGCCUGGGCACAGACGGAUCGCACUACUGGAGCAAACACUGGGCUGAAGCUGCUGCGUUUGUCAUGUCUCCUCCUCUCAGCCCAGACACCAGCACUCCAGACUACCUCAGCUCACUGCUGUCCUGUGGGGAUCUUCAGGUAACCGGCAGUGCUCACUGCACCUUCACUACGGCACAGAAAGCUGUUGGAAAAGACGACUUCACCCUCAUCCCAGAGGGGACUAAUGGCAUUGAGGAGCGUAUGAGCAUCGUCUGGGAUAAAGCUGUGGCCACAGGUAAAAUGGACGAGAAUGAUUUUGUUGCAGUAACAAGCACAAACGCUGCAAAAAUCUUCAACAUGUAUCCUCGGAAAGGCCGGAUCGCUGUUGGAUCUGACGCCGACAUUGUGAUCUGGAACACCAAGGAGACAAAAAUCUUCUCUGCCAAAUCUCACAACCUGACAGUGGAAGUGAAUAUCUUUGAGGGAAUGGAGUGCCGAGGCUUUCCUGUAUUGGUCAUCAGUCAGGGCAGGAUCGUUCUGGAAGACGGGAAACUCAAUGUGACCGAGGGUUCAGGCCGCUUCAUCCCUAGAAAAGGCUAUCCCGACUAUGUCUACAAGAGAAUCAAGGCCCGGGGCAGGAUGGCUGAUGCCCGUGGUGUUCCUAGAGGAAACUAUGAUGGCCCCGUCCAUGAUGUCAUAAGUAUGACCAACUCUGUACCACCCACUCCCACCUCUAGGGGGCCCUCAUGUCCAGGAAAGAACCCACUGGGACCGUCCAGAAAUUUGCACCAAUCUGGGUUCACUUUAUCUGGCACUCAAAAGGAUGACCACAUCCCCCGGCGUACGGCACAGAGGAUCGUAGCGCCUCCUGGAGGCCGUUCCAAUAUCACAUCCCUCUCUUGAACUUCAUCCACCAGGGGAUCCAACCGCAACAGUUCGCCUCCUUCAGCUUCCAGUUUUAUAUUACCCGUAUCAUGCAAAUAAUUAACCCAAUAAAUCCAUACGCUCACUAUGACCCAAUAGGCUAUGCAGCAACUCAAUAUAGCUUUCCAUGAAUUCAUAUUCACUAUGUAAUCUGCCUCCUCCUCACUCAUAAUGUAGCAUGCUCCUCGAUCAGAGUCACCCAGAAUACAUUCUGCUUUAGCGUAGCAAUAGCAUCGAUGGCGUUAAGACGGCUAGUGAUUGUUGUGUGUUUGUGAACCACUGAAUGGAUCUCAUUCUACUCUAGUGCUGCCUUUAAACCAGUGCUUUCCUCCUGUGGCGAGACGUUUAAAGGGCAAGUGUGUUUUCUGCACCGGUAGUGUGGCAAGACUGACAUACUUCCCCUUUAAGAGGCUGUGCUCUGUCAUUGUGCUUUAAAGAAAAAUGAGGGUCUUAGUGAUAAGAUAUUAAAAAUAAAGCGUUAUCGUUCGGUUCGUCAAUGUUUUAUCUAAGAAUAGAGCAAAAAAAAAAAUGGAUUGCAGACCUCUGCGUCUAACUGCAUUCACGAUUUACUGUUGGUUUUGAGAAGUAAGAUGUCAUCGAGCUGAGACUCAUCACAGAUGCAGCAAUCAAUGCAUUUUUUGUACGUUUCUAAGAGAACGUUUGGUGCUCUCGAUCUAUAGAUCAAACACAUGCCAAUGUGUCACUUUUUGAAUCCAGAUGAAAGUUUUUAAUUCUUUUGAGUUUUAUAUUCCUGUAAUGCAACAGUCUUUUGUAGUCUUAACCAGUAUUUGCUGGAAUCCUCCAUAUUAGAUGUACUGUAAUUUUCGUGUGAUAUUUCAGAGUUGAAGGUGAAGGUCGGUGAAGCUGAGAGAAAGAGAUCAGUGGAUUGUCUUUUCUACCUUCUUGUUCAUUCUGUAAAUA